CUAGAAGGUGGUUUCCCAGUAAAAUUCUUGGGGAAUUCCCUUAAAUUGUUGUAACAUUUGUUAAAAACGGGAAGUUAUAAUAGUCAGCCCAUCUCAGUUUUUUAUAUUUUAAACUAUUUAGCGUUAUGUAUAAAAUAGUUGUAUCAAUUGACAAGUUACCGACCGAAUUACGAACAAUUAAAGCAACGACAGUAUGGCGGGGUGACCUGUGUGACAUUAACACAGAGUUCGUGAGAGAUAUUCCACCACCGUUGCGCCCUACAAAUGUACGGAGAGGGGGAAUAUCUGCAAUUAUAUGUUUUGCCAUUCUUCGUAGUUAUCCUGAAGCUUCAGUUUCCAACUUCCGCCAACUUACUGAUUCUCAGUUGAUCUUCACUGUGGAAAAUGAAGGUCAACUAAUCGACGAUAUUAAAAGUGAAGUGGGCAAUCGGAAAUUAAACUCAAGUCUGCAAGAUUUGCCCUCACUGCUAUCAGACAGUUUAUACAGCGUUUUUAAGACAUCCACAUUGACAUUUGAACUAGAACUGACCAGGUCGUCAACUGUGCAAAUUGAUUCAAAGACAACAGUACCUGACAAUAGAAACAGGGAAAACAAUGAAAAUGAUUUGUCUCAUGAAAUGUCAACGAAUCCAAAAGUCAAAGAGUCAUCAACCAAUCUGCAAUGCACGGAAACAACAGUUGAUUCAUCUAAGUUUAGAUUUGAGGAUAUGUUAAGUUUUCUUACUGAGGAUGAUGGUGCAUCUCUAUUUAAUGAGGGUAAAUAUAGAGAAGCAAUUCCAUUUUUGGAGUCUUCCUUAAAAACUGUGCCAGAUCAAGAGCAACCACUACUACAACUUAAACUGGCUCUUUGUCUCCGUGCCUGUAAUAGAGAAUAUAAUUCCUUUCUUACUAAAGCUCUUACAUCUGUUGAAAAACAAGACACCAGCUUAAACAAUAUCAUGGGAUACGCAGAGGAAUUUAUUCAUAUUGCUAAGAAAUAUGAGAAGGAAAAGUCCUUUGUCCCAGCUGUUCUAAUAUAUUAUGCAUCAGCAACAAUUUACAGCAAGACCAUGCAUGUUACAACAGUAUUUCCAAAAUUGUCUAACUGUAUGACUGAUAUUCUGAGUGUUGCACAAGAAAAUUCGACUCAAUCAUGUGUAAAACUGGUUCUUAGCAAGUUGACUCAGAUCAUCAACUUACUAAAAUCAAUGAAAGAAUGUGAGGAACAAGCAGAGGCUAUUGGUACAGGGUAUAUGUAUUUGGGUGGCCUUUACAAUGCUCAUGGUAUGCUUAAUAAAGCAAUCAGCUCAUUUCAAUCUGGCAUUGAGGUCUUGGAAAAGGCUUCGGGAAAAAAUGCUGCAAAGAACAGUGAUUAUGGCAUGACAACUUACCAUUUGGCUCGUUCAAUGCGAAAAGUUGGAGAAAACCCCUUGCAAGUGGAGAGGAUUUUAAUGACAGCUAUUGAGCGGCAAAAAGGAGCAGAAGACUGGAAGCUGCAUUCAAAAACAAAACAACAACAACUGAAAGAAAGUGAAGAUGAGCUUAAAAAACUGAGAUGUUCCCCAGCAUACCGAUCCUGUUUGGUGGAAGAGAAAAAAAGUAAAUAUGAACAAGAGAAAACAAGUAAUCAACAAGGUGGUGCACAACGACUAAACAAACCAGAUGAACACACAGAAUUUACAGAUGAUGAAAAAGUGGGAUUGAAAGAUGAAAACCAAUUCCAUUUUGAACAAGUUUUGGAGCAACAACGAGCAGAAGAUAAGUUUGAUCAAGGUUGCUUUGAUGAGGCUCUUCCUCACUUGGAGGAAGCUUUAAAAAAUGCCCCCCCAGAAGAAGCAAUCUAUUUAAAACUUAAAAUAGCAUUAUGCCAAAAAAAGCUCGGGAAGAAUGAAGAAAGCAAACGACUUGUUACUUCUGUAAUGAAAAACUUAACGGAAAAUCCACCAAAUGAGUACAAGUGCUUUGCAACAGCAGAAUUAAUACGAAAGAUUGCAGAAAAAUAUGUAGAGUAUUCCUACUUCUCAAUGGCUGUGUGGAUGUAUGUGACAGCAGCCAAACUAUUUUCCUUAAGUUCAGAUCAUUCAAACGCUCUCAUUGGCAUUUACAAUUCCAUGAAAAAUUUAGAUCAUAUAAAUGAUAUUAAAGGAACAAGCACGUAUGUUGACACCUUUCUCCACACUGCUCUCACAGAAGUUUUAAACAUGAUGGUAGCGUUUAGUACAACACACAACAUCCAACAUAAAGCGAAAUACCUGGGAAAAGCAUACCAUUUGUUUGGAGUAUUUUGUUACACAAAUAAAAACAUGCAAGAUGCCAUAUCACUAUAUCAAAAAGGAAUUAAAAUUUAUGAAGAGGAAUUUGGAUCGGAUGCAAAAUAUUAUUUUCUUUAUGGUGUCUGCACCCACAACUUAGCUGUGAGCAUAGAAACCAACGGCCAAAUAAAUGAAGCAAGAGAAAUGUUCGUUAUAGCAAUGGACCGACAAAUGGCAGCAACUGACUGGGAAUCAGAAGACAAAAGGAAACGAUCAAUAAAUCUUACCAGAGUAGGUCUAGAAAGAACAUCAGUAUACUCCACGCACAAGUAAAAACAAAGUGUAGAUUGAUACAUCGGGGAAGUGACAAACAUUAUUUUGGUGUUCAUCCUUUUAAUGAAUAUGUAAUAUUUAAAUUUAAUGCUAAUAUAUUACUGGUGACCUACUAUUGUUUUUUCACUGUGGUGUGGGUAAUACCAAAAACAUGAAAUAUUUUAGUAAAUAAUUUUCCUUAGCUUUGUAUUGAACCAGUAUAUUAGUUUGAAUCAUUUUGUUACUGUUUUAUCUUUCUUUGUAAAUCUAAAAUAAAAUGCAUCUAUUUUAUUGUACUGUAAACGUAUUGUUGGAUUUUUUUCUAUCUGUUGAUCUGUAAUUGACAUAUAUU
Molecule: messenger RNA, 2895 nt
Organism: Ciona intestinalis (vase tunicate)
Lineage: Eukaryota; Metazoa; Chordata; Ascidiacea; Phlebobranchia; Cionidae
Source: RefSeq, a predicted model, not a curated record